Molecule: messenger RNA, 5787 nt
Organism: Amoebophrya sp. A120
Lineage: Eukaryota; Dinophyceae; Syndiniales; Amoebophryaceae
Source: the annotation of a GenBank genome assembly
AGGACAAUGUCAAGGAGAAGCAUUCGCUUGUAGCUGUUAGCUCCUUUGUUCCGCUUAAAAAAACAAAAAUCAUUUAUGACCAUUGUGGUACUUUUUAUUGCUGUUGCAAGUGCAACUCAUCCCGAAGUAGCUUCGUAUGUGUUUAGUACAAAAUUUUUCUAUAUCGUAUCUACCAAAAUUAUCACUAACAAAAAGAGAGAGUAAUAUCUAACACAAGAUGAAGAGAAACUCAAGAGAAGAUCAUUCGGAAAAAUAAAAUAUCGAACAGAAAAAUGAUGGAAAGAGAACGAAUUUUUACGCGAAAAGCGCUGACCGGCCUCUUCCUCCUCCGGUUUCUUGCGGUCCACGAAAUAGUUUCUCCCAGUGCAGCUACGGCAGCUGCCUCGGCAAGUGGAAAGAAAACAACCACUGAUGAAGAGACUGGCGGAACAAGUAGAACCAAACGGAAAUGGGACGAAGAAGCUGAAGUAGAUCCACCUUACGCAGCAAGAACUUCAACUUCUGACGAGCAGCAUCAUUAUCAUACCGAAUUCCAAUUUUUACCAACUAUCUCUAGUGCAGCGGCUCCUGCGGUGGGGGAACCCGCACCGGCACCAUGGUUUUUUGAUCAGCCUGAUUAUCGCGGCCGGUUAGGUAGCUGUAACAACUUCCACUACGUCGAAAAAGGAGCGACUGAUUUUUUGCAGCAAGAAGCCCCUGCGCAGUUCCUGCAAGCCGAGCAACCGCCCCAGCGUGGAAGACCCUCAUCUGAUGUCUCGACGACAUUUUUGUACCAAAGAACACGACCAGUGCAGCAGCUGGAGCUGCCCAGCAGCAGUAGCUCAAGCUCUAGCUGCGCUCUCUCGACGACGCGAAUAAAGGAAGAUCCACCGCGGCCAGCAUCUCACCUUCAUCAUCCUUAUUUGAGCCGUGGACAACAUAAUUCCACUUCUACGGGGGGGACGAGGUCCUUGUCGGGGACGACAUCGACGUCGUCCCCCGGGACCACCAUGAGCUUCCUAGCUGGAGGUUUUGAACAAAGCACGUUAGGCAUGGGUCCCAGCGUUGAAGUUGUUCAUGAUCUACAGUGCGAUUUAGACUCUGACACCAAGAGAAACUACCGAGAUCAUAUAUUACUGCUGCCAGCGACAUCAACUACGGAAGCUUCGUCCACGAGGCCGGGCGGAGAAGGAGAAGUUUCGGAGACAGUAGGAGGAUAUUCUAGCGGGAGUGGUAGUUUAGCUACUCUGCUGCAUAAUCAGGGGAUCUACAACAUUCUUGGUGGUGAAAAUAAUGCGAGGCAGAUGAACACGACGACUUUGCGCGGCGAACAUCACGGUGUAAAACGAUCCGCACUUGUUCUGAAGAGUUGCAUUCGUAAAAAUCGUAGCUCCGGCGCUCGAAGCUCCGUUGACUGCAUUGGCGGCGAAACUUCGCUCGCUGCGACACCCUUGAAGAUGUCGACGUCCCAGCACAAGGAAGUGGUAGGCGAAGAAGUAGAUGACUUAUCUACUGCAGGAACAAGAAUGCGAGUAAGAACUACUGACCCGCACCACGACCACGAGCAGAGCCGCGCUGACCUAGGGUCAAAAGUACUCAAAAUCGCUGGGAUUUUUUUUGAAUUAAAAAAUUUUUUUUCCAAUGAUUCCAUACCCGGAGCAGUGGCCGUCCGAGGAAGUUGAGAGCCGACGGUGGGGAGUGCAGUGGCAUAUGGUUUAGAGCGGGGGCGAAUUCGUCUUGAAGAGUGGGUUUGGGGCUACUGCCUCGCAGCCGGCGCAAAGAAACUGUAACAGGAGAAAAGCCGGCACACUGUUCAGGGCUUGAGCCUGGCCACUACAAAACAACACCAGCCUCGCCGGGCGAAGCCGCUGGGCCUGGCCUGAAACGGCCCGGAGUUUGGCUACUGUCUGCGCUGCGGCGUGUUUCCAGGCCGCGCCAUACUACAAGGCGCGCCAGUGGAGUUUUUGUGUCAGAUCUCUCUGCUGCGCGUCUGCAUGAAAAGAACGUUGCGACGGUGCCACACGACAGGGCCGCCGGCUUUCGUCCGCGCCAGCCCUCACUCGCGGUCCCAGUUUGGGACUGGCGCAGCGAAAUUGCCUGUACUCCGCGGGGGGGCAAGAGCUGUUUUUCGUGUGUUGUAGAUUGUUCCUUUUUUUUGUUCCGUCUGGGUCUACUACUUCGCCGCCCGAUGGUAUACCCGACGCGGGCUUGCAAAUCUCCGCUGACGCCGGAUUGCAAAUCUUCGCUGUCCGAGUUCUCAUCUCCGCGCCGAUCCCCUGUUCGGAUCCCCGGUUCUGAUCCAUUUUCUAUUUGAAAUUGGAUCAGAACAGGGGAUCAGAACAGGGGAUCAAAACAAGGGAUCAGAACAGGGGAUCAGAACAGGGGAUCAGAACAGGGGACCCGAACAGGGGAUCCGGAACCGGCUUGGGAAACGGACAUCAAAAUAGCACAUUUGUGUCGCGGUUUCGGAUUUGGUUUUUUUGCAGCUUGCUGGCCAGCCGCGGUGCCUGGCCUGGCUGAUUCUGGCCCGGGGGCCUUCUGCUCGGGCUUCUCGUGUUUUGGAAAUUGUCAGCAAUCUGCCAUAGCAAUAGCGGCGAAUCUGGUCGCAGGGGUCAUGUUGCUGAAACAUGUGCGCCAGUGCCGGCACGCUUUACAUACGGGCGCUGCGGCAGCUCGCCGCCGACCGCAUGCGGCGGCUUUUUCCAAAAGGCGUUUGCGGACUUGCGUCGGGCUUGAUGCUUUUGAAUAUGAGUGAAGAGAAGUUGCGUGAAGAGCUUUGCAUUGCAUAGGACAGGGUGGGAGGGUGGUUUGUGUGUGAUGAUCAGAGCUGACACAUGUUGGCAACUAGGCCUCACCCAAGUGCUUUCUUGCUCUUCGUCCGAGAGCGAAGACGAGCACAAACUCCGCCGGGCAUUCUCAUGGCUCGGCGCUAACCCUCCGCUUCAGCCACCGAGCAAUCUUUCUUUCCGUCUCGGCGCGCUUGCCGCCUCAAAAAAAUUUCAAAAAUAAAAAAAUCCCAGCGUUUUUGAACGUUUUUGAACACUGGUCAUGCGCUAGGGGCCUGCCCAACUUGAGAACUACUGACCCGCGCCACGACCACGAGCAGAGCCGCGCUGGCUCGCCAUCAAGUAGCCAAGAGAACUAUAGUACUUGCAGCAACUAGAGCCAAACCUGGAACCGAACAAGGCUCAAAGAAGGCUACUUGCUUUAUUUCUGAAAUCUGCAUGCUACUGUGGUGCAGACUAGGCUCAAACCUGGGCCAAGAAGGAUCAAAUCUCUAGAGAUGACCUUUUUUUUCCUAAUUUUCCUUGGUGAAUCACCACGCUCCUGCGAAAAAAGAUUGAUAACGAUUAGGGCGAACGCCUCUAGAGCUCAAAAACCUGUAGAGCUCAAUCGCUAGAGCUGAAUCUCUACAGCUGUUUGGUGAUGUUCUAGAGCCUAAGCUCUACAGCUUCCGCCUAUAGCGAGCACCUACAGCUCGACAGCCAAAAGGCUUUUUUAUCGUUUCUCACACUAAUCAGCUGCAGCUACCCGGCCGGUCUGUUCCUGUUGCCCCUGGUGCUUGCCUAGGAAGCCCAACACCGGGAGCACAGAAGCAACGAACCAAACGCGGUGGGGCUGGGGCUAAUUCAUCAGAAACAACCAGCCGCAUGGCUGUUGCCUCCAUGCUGUGAGGCGUGGCCGCCGGUGCCGAGAGUAAAACUCAAAAACAUAAACAGCACUGGCAGGCGUGCCUCUUACUUAGAUUUGUUGGGAGGCAACCACCAGCAGCUGCGUGGUCCUGCUGCUUGCUACAGGGUAUCGGGCCAAGUAGCCUCGCCGAAGGGCAGCCCGGAUGGAAAAGCAUGCACACAACAAGCCCAAGACCAUACGCAAGAGAAACUUUCGGCGCACAGCGGCAGGCUGAUGCGAAGGCAACAGAUGUGAGCCGCCGCAGAGGUUACGUCCGUGCAGCGGCGCAGGUGCCUUCGGCAGGUUGUAGCGUUUUCUUUCCACGCCGGGCGGCCACCUGCUACGACGAGUACCAACGCGACGGCCAGGAGCCGCACCUAAAAACAAAAACGCACUUGCGGGCCGCAAAGGCUCGCUGGCGUUCUCGCCCUAGCUGCCUGCGCUUGCUGGGUAGCUGAAGUAGAAGGAGGGGAGGCCGCCCGGCGCGGGUCUGCUUUCCAUUUCCUAGAAGGCAGACGGCACAACUACGGUGAGGCGCACCAAGCGGAAGCGCGUGCCCUUAUCGACCUCUACCAUACCUGACCCGGCUUUUGGCACUACAGAGGCCGGACGGAUCUGGCGCGCUAGGCGUUGGGCUGCAGUUGGUGGGCCGGUCGCUCUGCUGGCCGCCUUUUCUUAUUCAUUUUAUGUUCCUGGCUACGCGUGCUCUUCCUUUUUGUUUUUGUACUUUGUUGCCAUCAAGCUGUUUGCCAUCAUCGCGCGGCGUUAGUGCGUCGGCUGCCCUUCCGGGAACAGUCAGCCCCAAAGAAAGCACGCUCCAGCUCUUCGGCCAAGCCUCUUCGAACUGUUUCUAGUUGCUGCAGUAGCAGUACUGCUUUUCUAUUGUUAUGCGCAGAUCCCCGCACCACGACCACGAGCAGAGCCGCGCUGGCUCGCCAUCAAGUACUGCUUCUACUUGUGCCUCUAGAAGGUCCUCUUCCUCACCACGAGAAAAAAAGGUGAGGUUCAACGUAGAAGAAGAAGUACAGGAUCACCUUCCCGCCGAAGCAGAUGAAUCACAAACUUGUGCUGCCGGAGCUCCUGCAACAGUUGCGAAAAUUAACAGCUGCGGAAGUAGAACUUUUCCAUCCUACGUAGUUUCGUCUUCCUCUUCUUCUGCUUCUAGCAGUUGGGCUGGCGUACUGGCAGGUAGUGGAAGUGAACAAGGUAGUACUAGUGGAACAGGUGGAGAGAAUGAGAACAACCAAGAAACAACCAUGUCGCUGUCGAGGAUGCAACAAGCAUCGCCAACAUCAUCCGUGUCGUUUCUUUCUUCGUCCAGAAGUAGUACUACUAAGACCAAUACUUCUUCUACUCCUGCUGCUUUUUCCUAUUCUGGUUUCCCGCUAAGUUGUCCAGACGUCGAUCAUGCGCGGAUCGUUCAAGAAGAAAGCAACCAACGCCUCCUUCUGGCUUCUUUGCAGGAUAUCACCGUGAAAAAUCCAGCUUAUGUGAGACCGGAAAAGACCAUGGCGGAGCGACGCAGGAAGGCGGAGGAAACAGCGGAACAGGAGAAAAAACGGAACGCGAUGCUGCAGCAACUCCAGCAGCAGGAAUCAGAGGCACAGGAACACCAAUCGUCCCAUCCGGUUCUGUCGCCGAUGGGAAUGCUUCUGCAUCCCAUGAUUGAGAUGAAAGAUCAGGACCUUUUUUUGAAAGCUGCGCUGGAAAUGGACGGACCAAUGCAUGGUGCGUGAUACUAUUUUUUCAGGAACAAGAACGAGCCGCGCAGGAGAUGGUGACCACACAUCAGAUAGUACUACAUCGUCUGGAGGCAGUGGAAGUGCCAGUUGCUGUUGCAGCUACAUUGUGAUAAUUUUCGGAGUUACAGGAGGGUGAGGUUCUCGUAUCCAUUGAAGAUUAUAAUCUAAAAAGUCAAUGAGUUUAUUGGGAGGACUCAUCAAGAAGAAGAACUGAAGAUAGACCGAUGGACAGCAUUGCUGUCAGUUUGCAGGACUAUCCAUCGUGGUUGAUAGAAAUAAAAGAAAGCUCCCGGCUUCCAGAAUGGAUUUAAUAAGAAAGGAUUUCAUAUUUUCAAUUUCAAUGACAUUGACAUGUAAAGCACGACCACGACGAACAUCACCUCCAAUACACCGU